This is a messenger RNA of Anas platyrhynchos (mallard), 1763 nucleotides long. The record is from RefSeq and is a predicted model, not a curated record. Lineage: Eukaryota; Metazoa; Chordata; Aves; Anseriformes; Anatidae.
UGGGGGGAGCUGUGUUUGGGGAAAGCUGCCUCUUGCUGCUGGUUUAGAGGGGGCACCUUCAGUCUGGGUGCAGGUUGUUAGGUUUUUUCCCAUCCUGAAAGCCUCUGCUGGGGUUUCCUGGGGAUCGCGCUGCGGAGGAUGCCGUCCAUCCGGCAGACGCUGCAGGAGAUGGGGGUGAAGGUGGCGGACGUCUUCCCCGAGCUGCGGCAGGGCAGGCGCAGCGGGGUGGCCGGCCCCCGAAACGGGACGGCUCCCACCCUCCUCACCAACUACCUGGAUACCCAGUAUUUUGGCGAGAUCAGCAUCGGGACCCCCGCGCAAACCUUCAAGGUGGUCUUCGACACGGGCUCGGCCAACCUGUGGGUGCCAUCCUGCAAGUGCUCCCCCCUCUACAGUGCCUGCGUUUCCCACAGCCGCUACGACUCCUCCAAGUCGCGGACGUACAUCGCCAACGGCACCGGCUUCGCCAUCCGCUACGGCACGGGGAGCGUCAAAGGCUUCCUCAGCCAGGACGUGGUGAUGGUGUCGGACAUCCCCAUCAUCCAGGUGUUCGCCGAGGCCACGGCGCUGCCCGCCUUCCCCUUCAUCUUUGCCAGGUUUGACGGGGUCCUGGGCAUGGGAUACCCCAGCCAGGCCAUCGACGGCAUCACCCCUGUCUUCGACCGCAUCCUCUCCCAGCAGAUCCUCCAGGAGGACGUCUUCUCCGUCUACUACAGCCGAGCUUCGAAGAAUGCUCCCCUGAAACCCGGCGGGGAAAUCAUCCUGGGAGGCAGCGACCCAGCCUACUACACCGGCGAUUUCCACUACCUGAGCGUCAGCAAGAGCGGCUACUGGCAGAUCAGCAUGAAGGGGGUGUCCGUAGGGGCUGAGGUGUUAUUCUGCAAGGAAGGCUGCUCGGUGGCCAUCGACACCGGAGCAUCCUACAUCACCGGCCCGGCCGGCCCCGUGUCCGUGCUGAUGAAAGCCAUCGGGGCGGCAGAAAUGGCUGAAGGAGAGUACGUGGUUGACUGUGACCGGGUCCCCCAGCUGCCCAACAUCUCCUUCCACCUGGGCGGCAAGGCGUACGCGCUCGGCGGCUCAGCCUACGUCCUGCGGCAAUCCCAGUAUGGGGAGGACGUCUGCGUGGUGGCUUUCUCGGGGCUGGACAUCCCCCCGCCUGCUGGCCCCCUCUGGAUCCUUGGUGCCAGCUUCAUCGGGCACUACUACACCAAAUUCGACCGGCGCAACAACCGCAUCGGCUUCGCCACGGCUCGCUGAGCGCCGGGACCCCGGGGGGGAGUUUUGGGGAGCCAGCUGGGAGGCAGGAGCAGCACCCGAGAGAAGCAAAUGGGAAUGCAAACGGGAAUGGCGUUUCCUUAAAGCACAGCCACCUCCUCUCUGUACUGAAGCAACUGCACAGCCUCGUGUUCUCCCACUCCAAAACCCCCGCGCUGCUUCCCGAGAGCCUCAGCUGCUGGGGAGACAGGAGCCUGGAGAGCAUCCUCCGCCGAGCAUCCCCCUCGGGGGUCCCAGGGGAACCUCCAGAGACUUUCAGGGUGUGAUGUGCAACAGGGCAGCAUGUGGCGGCUCCCUGCUGGCUGGAGCAGAGGUUUUUUGCAGCUUGCAGGUGUUUUGGAGCGGUGGUUUGUUAUCGUUCUGGUCGUUCUUUGAAUGGGAGAAAAAUAAUCGGGCUGGUUUCAACGGUGGCUGUUUCGGCUGGUGUUGUACCCGACCCCUCUUCGUGUUUUAAUAUUAAACAAUCUGAGAGCAACAGGAAGCUGAGU